AUGGACAACGACACCGCGGCCUCCAGCCAGGACGGCGAUGCGCCGCGCCGAUCUGGACGCGUCGUUAAAGUUCCCGAGAAGUGGGAGCCGGAGCCGUCUGCGCACGCCUCCACGAAGCGCAAGCGCGGCGGCGAGGGCGACGACGCCGACGACGGGCUCGAGUCUGACGACGACGAGAGCGCCGAGGAUGACGACGACGCUGGCGACGGGGACCAUCCCGCCCCGCGCGCCCGACGAGCUGGCGGCGCCAGUCGCCAGAAGAAACCCUCUCUGAAGAAGCCCAAAACCAACGGCGCCGGCGGCCACACAGCACGCAUCCCUAGUAGGCCCAAGAAGACUGUCCGUAUUGAAGCCGGAUCCAAGGGCACGGGACUUUUCGUGGACAUUUUUGGUUCCGGAGAGCCUUCGCAGACGGUCGCCCACCAAUGGCUCGAAAGGUACAAGGUGGACAACGCUGCUGCCCUAAGUGACCUUGUCAACUGCAUCCUGCAAUGCGCCGGCUGCGACCUGGAAGUCACGCCCGACGAUAUUCGCGACCCCGAAAACAUCCCCAACAGACUUGUCGACCUCCAAGGUGUCUAUCAAGAGCAAAACAUCAUUGAAUACCCUCUCAUCUCUCGAGCUAAAGGUACUCGAUCAUUCCGCGACCUUCUCGUCACCUUCUUCCAUGCCCUUGUCGCCCUGCUUCACGACACGGACAUCAUGUACCAGGAUACCGAAUUGAUGGAGAACCUCCAUGCUUGGCUGGCCAGCAUGUCUUCCUCCUCGCUACGACCUUUCCGCCACACCGCCACGACCAUUGCGUUGGCAGCCCAGACCGGGCUCGUCGACGUGGCCGGUACGCUCGACCGGCGCAUCGCCAACAUCGAGCAGCAGCUUCAAGCCGCUAAGCGCGGUAAGAAUAAAUCCAAGACCUUGGAGGUGCAGCGCAACCUGGAGGAAGCAAACAAUCACCGAAGCCUUUGUAGCGAGGCCAUCCAGUCGUAUUUCGAUACAGUCUUUGUUCAUCGCUACCGCGACGUCGACCCCAAGAUCCGUACCGAAUGCGUCGAGGCCCUUGGUUCUUGGAUCUGGGACCUGCCCACCGUCUUCAUGGAGCCUGGCUACCUGCGCUACUUGGGCUGGAUGCUCUCAGACGUCAACGCGCCCACGCGACUCGAAGUUCUGCGUCAGCUCGGCAAGGUUUUCAAGCGCAGCGCCCAGCAGCUGAUCCACUUCAUCGAUCGAUUUCGCCCACGACUUAUCGAAAUCGCCACACUCGACUCCGAAAUCUCCGUCCGGGUCACUGCCAUCUCUGUUAUUGACACACUACGCGCCGCCGCGCUCCUCGAACCCAGUGAAAUCGACGCCAUCGGCAGACUCGUCUUCGACAAUGAAAUCAGAAUACGCAAGGCUGUCGUAAAUUUCUUUGGUGCAUGCAUCGAGGAUGUAAAGGAGGGCAAGGUGGAAGAGCUCGGCGGCCAAGAGGCCCUUGAUGAGGUGGACGGAGGCGACGAGGAUGAUUUCGAAUCGCCUCGCAAAGAGUGGCUGGAUAUCAAGUGCCUUGCCGAAACCCUAGCUAUCUACAACGCUCAAGUGGAUGAGGCACAACAGAACAACGCCUUCAUUGGCACUGAGGUUUCCUUGGAUCUUCUAGAGUCUGUUGCCCCCGAGACGAGGAUAACACUCGCUGCCCAGGCCCUAUAUGACAAGAUCCCCGAAAUCAAGUCAUGGGAAAUCCUGGCUGGCUAUCUUCUCUUUGAUCAUUCAACAAGCACAAAGUCCCGCAGCAAAGCCAAGGGCAAGAGUGCCUCUCCAGAGGCUGCUUUCAAGAAGGCCAUUGCGCCGCUGAGGGAAGAAGAAUCCAUCCUUCUUGAAGUCCUCAGCUCGGGCAUCAAAUCGUCCCUCACACACCCACACUCUGGAAGUGAUGGCGACCGCAGCCGGCGCAGAGGAAACCUUGCGGCAGCUGAUGCACUGGACGACAUUGCAAUGGAACUCGCCAGCAUCAUACCGAAACUUCUCAACAAGUUCGGCGCUGAGCCCGAGACGGCUGCCAUCGUCUUGCGCUUGGAGCACAAUCUCGACCUCGACGUCUUCCAGCAGCUUCGCCAAGAGUCUGGCAAAUAUGAACGGCUGCUGGACGAAGUUAGCACACAAUUCAUCCGACACGACGAUAAGAGAGUCUUGUCGGAAGCUGCUGCUGCGCUCCUCCAUGCCCGUCAAUAUGACGAGCUCGAAGAACUCACCGACAGUAAGCUAUCUUUGCUAUGGGACAAUGUUAUCGAUGCCCUGCGCAAUGUUAGUGGGACGUGCGAGCUCUCCGUUCGCGGAAAUCUGGCAUCAGGGCCGCUUCACCAACUAUCAACACUGUUAAUGAAGAUCAGCAAGCUGGCUAGUAUUGCCGAUUGCGUUGAUAUUCUGGAAGCUGAGCCUAGGUCUCAGAAUGCAGAAUCGUCAGCAAUCCAAAUUCUCAUCAACGUGGUCCAUCGCGGCAAGUAUGAGCCACAAGAAGAUGAGAUUGAUGAUCUUGAGGACGAGGUUGUCACACUAGCAAUCAAGGCUUGUCAGUUCUACUUCAUGUGGAAGAUCCGCGCGCUGUCAAAACGACUGGCGACUGGCACCAGUGUUCCCGACUCUGAGCUUGACCGUCUGUCUAUCCUCCGCCAAUCCUACCGCCGUCACAUCAUCGAGACGUUCUCCUCCCGCGCCGCCAUUGACCAGCUACGUCUGUUCUCUACGGGCAGCCUCUGCGACCUACACUUGUCCUUCGCGACACUACGACCGAGGAUCACCGCUCUGCGGAACUCGGCCGACCGGGCCGACGCAGACAAGUACAAAACCCUCAUCCAGGAAAUCGAGCCCGGUUUGAUACCGGAAAUGACGUCCAUUUUUGACGGGGCAGAGAAGCAGUUUGCGAAGAGGUCCAAAAAGGAAAAGGGCCUCAACGAGCCUGCCGAGGACGAGGAUCCCAUGUCUGACGAAGAGGAGGAUGACGCCGACGACGAGGAAGAUGCCGAGCUCACCCCCGAGCAACGCUAUGCCAACGAGCUGCGCGCGGAGAAGUCGCUGUGCGAGCUGACAGCCAAGUACGUGCUCGCCAUCAGCGGCCGCCUGAUCGACGACCGCGGCGGGCUCGUGGACAAGCUGCGCCGCCGCAUCCUCCGCAACCAGACCAAGCUCGGCCACAACUUCAAGGAGGUCGUCGCGUUCCUGGACGAGGAGAAGAUGGCCCGCGCGGCCAGGAAGGCCGCGCCCAAGCACGCCGCCGCCGCUGCCAAGCCCGUCGAGACGCCGACGACGGCCCAGGACCUGGAUGACAUGUUUGAGGCCGAGCCCGAGCCGGAGGAAGGGUCAAGAGAGGACCUGCGCCGCAAGGGCCUGCUCGGGGACGACCCACUUGACGAUGAUGACGACGACGAGAACCAAGGCCAGGAGAAUAGUCGAUUCGACGACGAUGUUCUGGGAGACUAG
Molecule: messenger RNA, 3453 nt
Organism: Cordyceps fumosorosea ARSEF 2679
Lineage: Eukaryota; Fungi; Ascomycota; Sordariomycetes; Hypocreales; Cordycipitaceae
Product: STAG-like protein
Exons: 3
Coding region: 1-3453 (1150 amino acids)
Biological process (GO): sister chromatid cohesion
Cellular component (GO): chromatin; nucleus; cohesin complex
Molecular function (GO): chromatin binding
Source: RefSeq, a predicted model, not a curated record